This is a messenger RNA of Papaver somniferum (opium poppy), 1335 nucleotides long. RefSeq lists its product as uncharacterized. Bases 1 to 1335 code for a protein of 444 amino acids. The transcript is spliced from 3 exons. The record is from RefSeq and is a predicted model, not a curated record. Lineage: Eukaryota; Viridiplantae; Streptophyta; Magnoliopsida; Ranunculales; Papaveraceae.
AUGGGGGAACAAUCGUUUGAUGGAAAACCAGCUGUGGUUAUUCCGCAAGAUUAUUAUGAAGAGGGCUGUCAAAUAUGGUGCUUCAGUCUCAUUGGGAGGCUGGAUCUCAAGGGUAUCAAACUCAAUGAUGUUAAGAUUAACUUGGAACAACAAUGGAAGCUUGGAGAGGCUAAGGUGCAGUUCAUCCCCAUGAACCGGGGAUUCUUCAUCAUCAAGUUGUUAACACAGGAAUACAAAGAAAAUUUUUAUCGUGAGGGUAACAAGGAUCCAUGGAUUGUGAACGAGCAACCUUUACGUCUGAUCGAAUGGUAUCCAGGGUUCGACGUUGAUAAACAAUAUACCUCUCACUCUACCGUCUGGGUCAAGUUUCCAGGUCUUCCGGUUGAAAUGUGGGUGGAGAAGACGCUGUUAGCUUUAGGAAAAUCUCUUGGAACUCCUAUUGUGGUUGAUAAGCGAACCCUAAACCAUGAGUAUGGGCAUUACGCCUCAGUCCUGAUCGAUAUUGAUUUUGCAAAGCUUAAUACAGAUUAUGUUUAUGUUGAAGCUGGUGGACGCAAUUUUUUGCAACCAUUUGAAAUCUUGAAAAGGCCGAAAUAUUAUUCCAAGUGCAAAAUAGUUGGUCACCUAGACUCAGAGUGCAGAAAGAAGCAUGUUACUGCAGUUAAUACGCCACCCGUUACUGCCAGUACGUCGCAGCAAUCUCAUGCUCUAGUUAUCCACCAGGGUGAGACUAAUACAGCAUGGCAAGUUGCAGGUCAAAAUAAGAAUGGUAAAAAAAAUCGAAAGGGAAGAGUUGAUAACAACGUACAGCCUGCUACUGUGAGCAUUGAAGACACUGUUGAGUUGGAACAACAGUUAGAAGAUGAACUCGUGAAUUCCGAAGCAAUUUUGCGCAGGGCUACAGCUGAGUUUGAGAGAGCCAAACAAGCUAAGCUUGCGCAUUCAGUUUUAGUUAACAUGGAAAAGUCGCUGAGUACUGUUGCCUUGAAUACUAAGCCAGUUGGGAAUGUUGAAUUGGCAAGAACUAGACUUCCUAAUCCUGUUGGUGAGACUUUGAAUAACCCUCUUUUGGAGAUUAAUAAGGUUGAUGAAGUAGCUAAACGUGCUAAGCAGCAGCAGUUGAUAGCUCUUCAAGCAAAAAUUGAUGCUUUGAGAGAUAAUGAUUCCAUGUCGGACUCGGAAGAAUCUGAAUUGGGAGUUCGUGCUCGAAAGGGUUCUUCACCAAGACUAAAAUCCUCCUCAAAUACUUCUCAUCCAGUAAAGCUAUCUAAAACUCAAACCCCCAAAUUUAAUUAUGCAGGUUCUCUUUUGGAACAUAAAUGGAUUUGCUCGUGA